Molecule: messenger RNA, 2040 nt
Organism: Misgurnus anguillicaudatus (oriental weatherfish)
Lineage: Eukaryota; Metazoa; Chordata; Actinopteri; Cypriniformes; Cobitidae
Source: RefSeq, a predicted model, not a curated record
UUCUUACUUCAAAGGGAUGUUAUGAUCCUAUGGGAUGUUUAUUUUCUACAGUAUUGAUGAUACAGUUUACAGUAGUAUUCCAGUCACUGUGCAUUGAUGCAUUAGAAUUGUGGUAAAGUUACUACAACAAUACAAUUACAUAGGUAACUCAUUCUGUAAGGAAUACUUACGGUGUACAUUUAGAAUGAAGUUUUGUCCUUUGAAUUCUAUGUCUAGGAUUGGACGACAACCUUGCAUGGGUGGCAGAAGAAAACUUCUAAAUGACCAACAAGAACAAGAGAUCUGUAACAUGGUGAUGGCAAAUAAUGCCAUUACAUUGAGACAGAUCCGUGCUGCAAUCAUUCAAGACAAUGCCAUAUUCCAAAAUGUUAACACUAUAAGCAUCUCCACAAUAGACCGGAUAUUGAAGAAGCAUCAUUUAACAAUGAAGCAAAUUUACAGGGUACCAUUUGAGAGGAACUCUGAUAGAGUCAAAGAGCUGCGGUACCAGUAUGUACAAAGAAUAAUGGCAUUGGAAGGAAACGAGACCCCUCACAUUCUCGUAUUUGUGGAUGAAGCUGGCUUCAACCUGGCCAAGGGCCGAAGACGUGGCCGUAAUAUUAUUGGCCAUCGGGCCACGGUGGAUGUCCCAGGCCAGCGAGGGGGCAAUAUUACCAUGUGUGCUGCCAUAUCUGAGAAUGGUGUUGCCACUCACAUCCCUAGUCUUGGCCCAUACAACACACAGAAGCUCCUCAUCUUCUUGGACCGCCUUUAUUUGGAUUUGAUCCCUGAAAAUGAGAGAGGUCUCGUAGGGCCUCACCUAUCACAAUAUGUAAUUAUAUGGGACAAUGUGAAUUUCCACCGUGGCGCGCUCAUCAGGGACUGGUUCACUACACAUCCAAGGAUGGUCAUGGUGUUCCUACCACCUUACUCUCCCUUCCUUAAUCCUAUUGAGGAGUUUUUCUCCGCUUGGAGGUGGAGAGUGUAUGAGCAUCGGGCUCAAGAUCAACGGUCCCUGCUCCAUGCAAUGGAUGCUGCAUGUGAGGAUAUAACAGGAGAUCAGUGUAGGGGAUGGUUGCGACAUGCACGCCGUUUCUUCCCUCGUUGCAUCGCAAGGGAGAAUAUACGCUGUGAUGUAGAUGAGAAUCUGUGGCCAGACAGACAGCAGCGUGUGGAUGGUCAGGAGGGUGAGGACGGUGACCAUGAGAGGGAGGGUGAGGACAGCGACCAGUGAAGAAAUGUUCACUGAAACCCCAGCAUUAUUUACAGCACUGUAGGCUGCAUAUAAUUUUCCUUGUUUUUUGUGUUUAUAUUAGAGUAUAUUAUGCUGUAUAUAUUUUCUUUUUACUCUGCUGUAUGGAAGUUACUUUGUGUGUGUGAAUAAAAGUGGUUACAAUUUCCUUGGCAGUGAGUGCAGUGUGUGAUAUCAAACCUCUGAGGCUACUCUUACCCUAAAAACCUAUUUUUUUGUUUUUGUUUUAUACACAAUUGUAUUCUGUUAGCUAGAAAAAAAAACAGUACAGUAUUCAUUCUCAAUAAAGGACUGGGCUAAGACUGAAAGGUGGACAUAAGGGAUAUUUUUAAUGGUCCUCUGCCAUAGUGACAAAACAUCUAAACAUUUUGACUUGCAGUGCUUACACAAUGCCAAAGGGAGGAAGCAUUUUGGGGGCACUGACUGUUUAAAUGAGAAGGAUAUUUAGUUUUGACACAUGAGUGAACUGUUUUGGGAGAGGUAUGAGCUUUUGCAGGUGAACCAUGGUGUUGUGCCGAACCAUCCACUUUAUUUUGACAAAAGCACCAAGAGUGUUGAGAACGUCCGGUCUGUUUCAAGAAAUGAGCCAAACAGUUGAGAAGGAUAUUUGCCAUUUUUGUGGCACUAACGCUUUAUAUGGGAAAGGAAUUUAGUUUUGAAGCAUGAGUGAACAGUUUUGGGAAAUAUAUGAGCUUUUGCAAGUAAGCUAUAGUGUUGAGCUGAACUGUAAGACUGUUGUGCCAAAUUAUCUUAGAGUUUUGAGAAUGUAAUUUCUGUUUCAAGAAAUGAGCCAAACCAAUGGAGAAAAA